Messenger RNA from Pochonia chlamydosporia 170, 1914 nucleotides. RefSeq names its product zinc finger-like protein. NCBI's taxonomy places the organism in Eukaryota, Fungi, Ascomycota, Sordariomycetes, Hypocreales, Clavicipitaceae. The record is from RefSeq and is a predicted model, not a curated record. The coding region runs from base 1 to 1914 and encodes 637 amino acids. The transcript has 5 exons.
AUGGCGGAUUGGGCAAACACUGGUAACAUUUUGGCCGUCGUUCUUGCAAUCCAUCAUUCACCCCGCCAAGUACCGAGAUACCGCCCGCUGUACUCAUGUUUCCGUGAGAGACUCUUACCUACGACGUCGCAAUUUGAGUUCACCCCUCCGAGUCCUUCUGAGUCAUUUUAUCCCUCCCAGCCGGCACCAUUCAAACGUCCGGUUGUCCCUGAUGGCAGUACGGCCUCCAGCAAUGAAGUCCUUCGCAGCCCGUUUCGAGACUGUAUUGGCACAUUUGGACUGCAGAAGUCACUGUUCUUCAGCCUGCCCAGUGAUGGCAAAGUCAACGGUUACAUCAAGUUCUCGUGGCCGAAGGAUAAGCGUGCAAAGAAUACCCUCACUAGCCGUACGGCUUCAAUUUCGGACGCCAAUAGGGUGAUUGAAAUUAAUGACGCCACAGACACAAGUGACGGGUUCGCGUCGCAGUCUUCAAUGGCACUCACUGGCCCCUCCCGAGCACCCUCGAGGAGUGAAGAUUCAGCCAAAUUUACUGUCGAGGUAUCUAGCUUCUACAGUCAACUCUCGGCAGGGAAUACUACGUCUAACACACCGGUCGGAUUCACCUCAUCUACUGUACUCUCGAAUGCUUCUACCGAAGUUGUUUCUAUGGGGGCACCGAAGUUGUUGCCUUCGCAAUAUGGUUUGGAGGCCAAAAUGGACAACACCGACAGACGAUUUUGGAUGUUUUAUGUUUGGAAUUGGUGUCCUGGUCGCAGCAUACUGGUAGACACAAAUCUAUGGCUAAAGGAUUUUGCCCAGAUGCACAAAAGCCUUGGUGUUCGAUCAGCUAUCCAGAGUCUAGCCGGUAUCUACAUAUACGAUUAUUUGCCACUCGACUCUAUUCGCGAUAGGGUCAAUCAACGUUUCUUUGACGCCGAAGAGCGAUAUUCUCAAUUGCUCAAUGAUCCCGCGACUGACCGAGAUGAAGCGCAAGCAAAUGAACUAAUUACCAUUGCUGUAAUUCUCUCCAUGCAAGAUAUUGUGUUAACGGAACGCCGCCUGAAUAAGCCAUUUUCUCCUCGUUGGCUUCGGGGGUUCCGGCAAGGGGAGCAACUUCUUGAAGCAACCGAUCACGGUUCGAGGUUUUGGAAGGCGUCAAACGUACAAUCAUCGUCAUUACGGGUCUCUCAGUCCAUCAUUGUUGGACGUGCAGUCAUCUUGGCCCAACCGAUGUCUUCGUUACCACCACCCCACGAGUUCAAUGCUCAAGAAGAGGCAUCCCGCUUUGGUUGGCUUCUUCAUGGGACAGACAAAGAUAUGUAUAAAAUCCAUGGUGGUUGUGGGUUUUCGAAGAAGCUGCUUCACAUUAUGGGCCAGAUAACGUAUUGUGCAGCGCGAUUGCAGCAAGAGCCGUUGACCCCGAUCGUGCCGGUGACCGCGAAAUAUUUGUAUGCAGAGCUGCGCGAGAUGAGACAAUGGAGCUCUGAGUCGAGGAGUUGGGAGAAUGCAAAAUCUAAGCCACCAAUGAUCAAAUGGAUACGAUCUCGACCGAAGGGUUAUCAGAUUGACACAAACGCAUCAAUGACGGAUGUGACUGCAGAAGCCUGGCGCUUUGCAGCGAUACUUUAUCUCCAAUGUCGGGUGUUCCGAGGGGACCGUGACAUAGAACUCUGGGACUUCGGCGAAGUGAUCUCACAACUAGGAGAGGGUGACGGUGACAGCGGCCUUGAUGGUCUAGGUAUCGCAUGCGAAUGCGACAGCGAGGACGAAUGCAAAUACGACCUCUUGGACGACGACGAGGAAUCAGAGCAUUCGUGCACGGGGUCAGAUGCCGAUUACUACGAGCUAAAUGGUGAACGCACAGACCGAAAGAAAAGAGUUACGAGGCGAAAAGGAACGCCAGCAGGAACGGAAAAAUUUCAGGCGAGAGCUUGA